Oryctolagus cuniculus (rabbit) is the source of this 2632-nucleotide messenger RNA. The record is from RefSeq and is a predicted model, not a curated record. Lineage: Eukaryota; Metazoa; Chordata; Mammalia; Lagomorpha; Leporidae.
ACGGGAAAUGGCGGGAGCAUUUGAAAUCCAGGAAGCCCCAGCCCCGGGAGCGGGAGCGGAGAGCACUCGCCAGGUCUCUGCAGAAAUGAAACUCUGCCUAAUGCCUAGUUAAGGGGUUCCAGGAACAUGGACCUCUGGUUCUCAUGGCGCCGAGGGCUCAGCGGGAAACAGACAAUAAACUGAUUAUUUCGCAAGAGCUGAUCAGAGUGGUCAUUGCAAAGGAAAUCCGGCGAGGGCCGUCGGGGGCCGGGGUGCAGGCGACCACCUUGAAGGGGCCACACCAGAACGGGAUGGAGGGAGAGGAACCAGAACUCCAGCCCCAGCGGGCGCGGGAGAGGCAGACCAGGCUUGCUGUGUUCAACCAACAGAAAGGUGAGGGGCUCCUUCAGCCGAGGGAGGCGCAGCUUUGCGUUGGCUUCAGCCAGGAUGUCCAAGAAACUGCUCAUUGUGACCCCUGACAGCAAGACGGAUGACAGAAGCAGACGCCAAGAAGGCAGAUACACUCUGUCUCCCAGGACACCAUCCCCAAGGAUGCCUGAGCCCGAGAAGGCGCCAGCAGGUUCGGCCAGGUGGACGCGGAGGCACGGCCUGGGGCCCAGGAGCACCAGUUCCUCCCCAGCCGCGGAGAAAGAGGCGCACAAAGAAAGAAAGGGUAACCUUCCAGCUGGGAGCCUGGAGUCCAGUUGAUGCCAGGGACAGAAGCCCAUCGCGAACUAAGUUAAACCACAGAGAUCUUGAGAAUGCUCCCAGCCGUUCAGCCAAUCCUUUCCACAUCCCAGAAGAUGUGGAUUUCUUCUUGCUAAGAGAGCAGGAGCGGAAAAGAGCUUUCUUCGAGCGGCAACAGAAGAAGGUGAUGCAAGUGCACCAGAAGAUGACCUACUCGUCCAUGAUGUCGGCCAAGCACAGCCACAUGCGGCGGGAGCUGCAGCUGGAGGACAAGGCCGAGGAGCAGGAGCUGCACGAGAAGGUGGAGGAGUUGCGUGCCCUGCCCAGCUUGGCCUGGAAGCUCGCCAUGACCAAAGAACAGAAGCUGCGGUCCGACAGCAUCAGAAACUACAUCAUGGAGCAGCGACAGAUGUCCCUCAUCCAGUACGCCCUGAACAUGAAGCAGAGGGAGAUCCAGCGCCUUGACAUGGUGGCCACCAAGGAGGAGGCCAGGCUGGCACAGGCCGAGAAGUCCCUGGAGAAGGACAAGUCCCUCUUUGACGAGUUCCUCAGGGAGAAUGACCAGAGCUGCGUGCACGCCAUUAAUGAGGCUGAGAAGGAGACCAAAACCAAGAUGGAGAAGAUCCUUGAAAUACACGAACUCACCACCCAGAUCACAAAUAUCAAAAGCGAAAUCUCCAAAGUGGAAGACACCCUGCAGCAGUACAAGGCCUACAAGGAUUUCCUCUACAAGCUGUCACCCAAGGAGUGGCUGGAGGAGCAGGAGAAGAAGCACUUGGCCAUCAGAAAGGCCAAGGAGGCUGCCGAGCUCGCCAAAGAGAGUGGACCAGGCACCAAAGGCAAGGUCUUGUCCCUGUGGACACAAGACGCUCAGGGCACAAAGAAGCCCUCGAAGUUUCUGCAGGUGGCAAGGCUGGGGCAGAUCCUGGCCAAAAGCGUCAGCCCAGCAAGUGCACCUGGCGAGCUGGACUCCAGCAGGUCAACCUUUGGCGUCCCCACCCACGAGGACGUCGACAGCGACAGGGAGGAGCUGCCGCUGUACUUCACGGAGCCGCAGCAGCUCCUGGACGAGUUCGUCCAGCUGGAGGAGCAGAACCUGUCGCUGAUCCAGAACCGCCAGGAGAUGGAGGAGGCCCUGGAGGAGCUGAGCCUCAGCCUGAAGAACACGCAGUUGCGCAUGGACAGGGAGGUCAACCAGCUCAAGCAGCUCAUCAACACGCUGACCAGGUCCAUCAUCAAGGAGGAAGAGACGGCUGCCGAGCUGGAGCUCAAAGCGCGGGUCUUCCACUUCGGGGAGUACAUGGGUGACGAGCAGGACAAGCUGUUGGAGAGCUUGAACCACAAGGUGCUGGAUGUGUACCACCACUGCGUCGGCAGCCAGCAGGAGGCCAACCUGAGCACCGUGCAGAUGCUGGCCAUCGUGGAGCACCAGCUCAACGAGCUGCUCGAGAACCUGGAGCGCGUGCCCCAGUCCAAGGUCGAGCAGGUGGAGAAGGCCAAGGAGAAGGAGCGGCGUCUGAGGCUGCGGGAGGAGACAGUGAGGUUGCAGAAGCAGCUGCAGGAGGAGCGUCUGCAGCGGGCCCAGGCCCGGGCCCAGGCCGAGAUCAAGAAGAAGAGAGGCAGAAAGCUGCUGUGCCGAUCCCAGCCGCCGACGGUCAAGACCAAGGGCACCCCGAAGCAGAAGCAGGCGGAAAACGACGAGGACGACGAGAUGCUGUUCUUCUUCACUUAAUCGGCCUCUGGCUGAGGGCUCGGCAAAGUCAGCAGCAGUGGACUCGGAGGCUGGGCUGGGUCUUGGGUGGUCUGAUGGCACCCUCCCGGCUUCCCGCGGUAUCCCCUGGCCCCCAGGAAUACAUUCACGUGCGCACCUUCGCUCUCGGCAAACACUCGCACACCUGUGUGUCCGCCACCACGCCACCCCAUCCCCCCACCCUCGGCCCAGAAAGACACCGCGUGCACCUUUUUG